This is a messenger RNA of Mesorhabditis spiculigera, 210 nucleotides long. The record is from the annotation of a GenBank genome assembly. Lineage: Eukaryota; Metazoa; Nematoda; Chromadorea; Rhabditida; Rhabditidae.
AUGGCUUCGUCCAACAAUUCAAAUAACCCGCCGAAAUCACCGCGAAAAUUCGCGAAGCGCAGCUCCGAGGCCGACGGCGAGAUUGAGGACAUUUUAAAGUUGCUAUGCUCGGAUUUGAAAAAUUCGGAUCAAAGAGUCCCCAGCCAGUUUCAUUUCGCCAAAACCGCCGCGGCCGUGCAGGUCAGCCAAGCUGAAGGCAAUUCUUCAUUU